CGGAAAACAGGCAACUAACCCAACCAACCACCAUUCAUCCCCCACUCAUACUACUUCAAACCUCAAUCGCGCCCCAAUCCGCCUCAAUCCGACCUUGCGUUGCACAAAGCAUCUCCACCCCGCCAUCCCCCGCAUUUCCCCUCAAAUCCUUAUUCUGGCAAGGUUAUCCACCCGCCGCUUGCUACUUGUCUCCUUCCUCGUCCUUCUCCUUUCCACCAUCACACUGGCGCCAGCAACCCGUCUCCUCUCACUGCUGGGUCAAUUCUCCUUCAAAGCCAGAAAUACUUUCAUCCCAUCUCGACUAUUAACGACCACCUCUCUCACCAUGACACACCCGACUCCGCCGCCGGCACCCAAGUUCACCCACACGCCGGAUUCCGUCAUCUCCAACACCAAGCGUAUCAUCGAGUCAUCGCGUACGGUUCAAGACAAAAUCACGAAGGAGGUCACACCCGACAAUGCUACAUUUGGCGCCGUCCUCGAGCCGCUUGCCAUCGACGAGAACCACAUGGGUCUUGAGGCUGCCAUCCUCGGCUUCUACCAGCACGUCAGCACCGACAAAGUACUUCGUGAUGCCAGUAGCGAGGCGGAGAAGCUUCUGGACGACUUCGGCAUCGAAUCCUCGAUGCGUGAGGACAUCUACAAGCUUGUGUCGGCCGUCUACAAGGCGAACAAGGAGAAACCGAUCGACGAGAGUCCUGAGGCUAGGCGUCUGCUCGAGAAGAUGAACCAGGAUUAUGAACGCAACGGAUUGGGACUCUCAGAGAGUGAUCGUGCGAGAUUCAAGGAAAUCAAGAAGGAGCUUUCUCUCCUGAGCAUCGACUUCUCAAAGCGGCUGGGUGAGGAGAACGGCGGUAUCUGGUUCAAGCCCGAGGAGCUCAAGGGUGUACCGGAGGAUGUGAUCUCUACAUUCAAGAAGGGUAAGGGGGAGGACGAGGGGAAGUUGUUCUGCUCAUUUAAGUACCCCGACCUUUUCCCCAUGAUGAAGUACGCCGUCAACCCGGAGACGCGCAAACAGGUGUUCUUAGGCAACGAGAACAAGUGCAACGACAACGUCGACCUCUUUCGCAAAGCCAUGAAGCUUAGAGAUGAGAAGGCACGCCUACUAGGCUUCAAGUCGCAUGCCGAAUUUCAGCUGGCUACCAAGAUGGCUAAAACUCCCGCAAAGGUGAUGGAGUUCCUGAACGACCUCAGGUCCCGGCUACAGCCUGGAGGAAAGGAGGAGAUCCAUGGAUUGAGAUCCCUCAAGAAGGCUGAUCUCAAGGAGAUCGGGUUACAAGAUGACGGAAAGUACUACCUUUGGGAUCACAGGUACUACGACCGCCUUUUGCUCGAGAAGAAAUAUCAACUCGAUGCUCAAAAGAUCGCUGAAUACUUCCCUUUGACGCACACCAUCGACGGCAUGCUCAAGAUCUUCGAGGUUCUAUUCGGUCUAGAGUUCGUCGAGGUAACUGAUGAUAGCAAGAACGUGUGGCACGAGGAUACCAAGCAGUUUCGCGUCUAUAACGAGAAGCCCUCCGACGGCAGUGAGCAGACUUUUGUUGGUUGGCUUUACUUGGAUCUGCACCCCCGAGAUGGCAAGUACGGUCACGCGGCCAACUUCAACCUUCAGCCCGGCUUCACGGACGAGAACGGAAAACGCCACUACCCUGCCACCGCGCUGGUCUGCAACUUUUCCAAGCCGACACCAACCAAGCCGUCCCUUCUUAAGCAUGAUGAGGUGGUCACGUUAUUCCACGAGCUGGGACACGGCAUUCACGACCUUGUAGCUAUCACCAACUACUCUAGGUUCCACGGUACGAAUGUUGUCCGGGACUUUGUUGAGGCCCCCAGUCAGAUGCUCGAGAACUGGUGUUGGACGGUAUCCGAGCUCACAUCGCUGUCAAGCCACUACAAGACGGGCGAGAGUAUCCCCAAGGAUAUGAUUGACAACAUCAUCCGUACCAAGAAUAUCAAUGCGUCUCUCUUCAACCUCCGCCAGCUCCACUUCGCCUUCUACGACAUGAAGGUGCAUGACCUCGCCACACCAGAAGACGCUGAGAAGGUCGACCCCACUUCUGAGUACAACAACCUUAGGACGGAUAUCACCAUGCUUGACCCGCCGAAGGGAAUGGAUGACCACUUCGGACAUGGAGAGGCGACUUUCGGUCACUUGAUGGGCGGGUACGAUGCUGGCUAUUACGGCUACCUCUGGUCGCAGGUGUUUAGUACCGACAUGUUCUACACAGCUUUCAAGAAGGCGCCUAUGGAUGCCGCUACCGGAAGGAGAUACAGACAUGCUGUGCUCGAGAAGGGUGGAAGCAGGGAUGAGAUGGAUAGUCUGAAGGACUUCCUUGGACGCGAGCCGAACAGCGAUGCGUUCUUUGAGGAUCUUGGACUAGGAAAGAAGGCUUAAAUGGUUGUUUGCCUGUGACUCUAGGGACUAUGAAUCGAAGCCUGUGGUGCAUGGAUUGUAAAAAAAAACUGGCUAUGGUGAGAUAUGUGUAGAUGACCAAGUUUAUGAAAUUUUGUG
Messenger RNA from Tricharina praecox, 2512 nucleotides. RefSeq lists its product as uncharacterized. Gene Ontology annotation, biological process: peptide metabolic process; proteolysis. The record is from RefSeq and is a predicted model, not a curated record. NCBI's taxonomy places the organism in Eukaryota, Fungi, Ascomycota, Pezizomycetes, Pezizales, Pyronemataceae. Gene Ontology annotation, molecular function: metalloendopeptidase activity. Gene Ontology annotation, cellular component: mitochondrial intermembrane space. Bases 326 to 2395 code for a protein of 689 amino acids. The transcript is spliced from 5 exons.